UUGCAGGCAAUCCAGCAGGAAAAAUAGCCUCGUCCGCAGCGGGCUUUAUCUCUGAAACGCGAUUGGUCGGCGCCGCGGGCGAGGGGCCAAUCGCUGGCCUCGACUGGCGCGGCGAGCGGUUGCGGUGCCGAAUGCGCCAGAUGUCGAGCCCGUCGCCGAUCCGAGAUCGCGGGGCGCGCUGCGCAAUGUUUUCCCUCCGCAGUGGUCGCACGUACGAUUGUUUAUCCGCCAUUUUGUUCUGCCGUCGUACGCGCAGUUUUCGGCACGGUGGUCCACUUUUAAGAUGCGCACGGGCCGCUGAGGCGAUUCGGAUCGCGCACCGCUGCCCUCUCGCCGAUCUGCCGUAACGCUCGCGCGGGAGUAUCGUCGCCCGGAGGACGCGAGAGGACCGUUCUCUCGCGACGCAGCCGUGAUGGCAACCCGUGACAAGUUACGUCCGACCCAACUUUCCUGACUUUUGAGGCCAGAUGACGAUUACUAAAUAAAACGGACGAUUCUCGCCUCCGUUCGUCACAAUGUCAGGGCAGAGUGGUGGACAUCGAGUGUGCCUGGCCAAACUUAACGAACAGCUGACGUGCAAAUUAUGCGGCGGCUAUUUCAUCGACGCGACCACCAUCAUAGAAUGCUUACACUCGUUUUGCCGAAGUUGCAUUGUUAAAUAUCUGGCGAAUAACAAGUAUUGUCCGAUCUGCGAGGUACAGGUUCACAAAAGUAGGCCGCUGUUAAAUAUACGCCCCGACCGUAUGUUACAGGACAUUGUUUACAAACUGGUACCUGGAUGUUAUCAAAACGAGAUGCGAUGUCGGAAGGAAUUUUAUGCGAAGCAUCCGGAGGCGUGCAAUCAAGCGUUCUCUCCGGAGGCUCGCGGGGAGCCCGUGAACUCUUACAUAUACUCCCCGGAUGAAUCUCUCAGCUUGUCCCUGGAAUACUUUAACCCUCGCACGAAAGAGGAGACGAACGCCGGGAAAUCCCUUUUGAGGCGAUACUUUCGGUGUCCCGCGGCAGUUACAGUAUUCCAUUUACAAAAAUUAAUAAGGGCCAAGUACGGCCUUGGUGAUGCAAACAAAGUCGAUAUAUUGUACGAGGAGAAACCGUUGUGCAGUAGUUACUCGUUAAUGGACGUGAUGUAUAUCUAUCAUUGGAGGCAGAAAGUGCCGUUACAUUUAAGCUAUAGGAUAUUUGAAACGUCGUCGAAACGCUUGAAAUUAUCGGAGGACAAUGCAAACUACAAGCAGUCACUGAUGGACGCUGGUAUUGAUUCCAUAGAGCUGAAGGAUGAGAAAUCGUUGAAGCGCGAGUGGAAAGAGGUGCAAUUAAAAAUAUCGGAGACGGGUGUGAUGAGCAUAACGGAUAUAUCGAGUACGGUGCACAAAAGGGACGCGGGAGUCGAGGGUUUGGAGGAUGAGAAAACCGCCGGGGAGGAGACUAUAACUUCCAUUGCGGAAAUUAAGGCGGACGCGGUGAAAAUAGAAAAUUGCGGUGUAUCGAAAUCCUCCGUAGAAAUAAUGCCGUCUACCCUGAUUAUCGACACGCCUUUGACAAAAAACCCAAUAUUUUCUGACUCGAGCAACGCGUUCCUCGUUGCGAACGACAUCAAGUUUACGAGCGACGGUUUAUCGGCUAAUUCCAAUUGCAUGUCGCCGACUAAUCAGUACAACGGGACCGCGACGAGGCAGACGAGCGAGACGAGAAAUUGCGCCGCUUCCGCGAAGUUGCAACAGGACGCGCAAGAAGUGAAGGUCCACAAUCAAACUGUUAACGCCGAGGCUAAGUCUGAGGCGGUUUCGCAAGGGCAAAAGGGCAUCGGUCACUCGGCGACACAAUUUACCGAAGAGAGCGUAGUCGUUACCGAAGAUACGGAAAAGAUGGAUGCACACGCGAAAAAGGUGUCGAUAAAUAACAACAACAAUAAUGCAGAUUUCCAGGCUGAGGCUCAGAAGGAAUGCAUAAAAAGCUCGAACGAGGCGAAAGUGGGGGGCGCCGGGUCGAAAAUUGACGCGUUGAGCGUGAAAUUGCAAUUUCAACCGAAAAUGGGUCAAGUUAAUAACACGUACUCCAAGAGAGCGUCGAAGGAAAAGCGAGCGACUCUUCAGCAGAGCGCGAAGAAAUCCGACGUAAAGUCCUCGGCCGAAGAUGCAAAGCUCGCGGACGCGAAAGCGCAAACCAACUGUGGAAAUGUAACGGGCAAGGUGCCAGUCUCGACGGCGACUCCGCAAAAGUCGGCUGCGCCCGCGCUGGCGUCUCAGAGUGUCUCGGACUCUUCGUCCGGCUCUGACAAGCAAAGAGCUGCCGACGAGAGGGAUAAUCAAAGUAUAAACAUCGAUCUGCAGCAGGCUUUGAAUUUGCUGGAACAGAGGAACUCGCCCGUGCAAGCGUCAGCGGAAUCUGUCCCGAGGACGAGUCACGUCGCCGGUCUGGUCAAUCAGAGAUUGCAGGGCAACAAUGUAGCCGCGACGAGCGAGGAUCUCGCGUCCACCGCGGCGAACGUUUCCACGUCCACGAUCAGUCAGACAACGUCGACGUUUCCCUACAUGUUCCACGACAUCGUGACCAACUCGGCCGUCCUGAAGUCGGCGCUAAAAAACUCGAGCGGCGUACCUCAGAAACCGAUACUGGGAACGUCGCCUGUCGCUUGUUCAACGUCCAACAAUCAAAUGGCCCCGAUGCCUCAGUUCCACAUGCAAACGUCAGCCAUAAACGUGUACCCCGUACCUACGUCGCUGAAGAACAGCUACGGCCACGUGGGCAGUCAGGACGUCACCACCGUGACGGCCGCGUCGAUGGCGAUGAUGACGACAACGGCGAUGUCGAAAGUGACGUCGGCCGGCGCGUGCCCGAUACCUCCGUGUCCGGACGCGAUCCCCAUAUCGCUGAUGAAGCAGAUGUCCAUGCGCAAGCAGGACGCGACCGCGAAGGGUACGAAUCUGAACGAGAUCUGCGCCAAGAUCGGUUCUGGCACGACCGGCUCGAAGAUCAACGACAUCUGCGCGAAGAUAGGGGAGAACUCGAAGGAGAAAAGCAGACUGGACACGCACGGUAAACCGGAUGUGCCGGAUCUCCUUAGAAUAAGCGCGAGGAAGAACCCAUCGCCGUUGCUGCCCAACUCGGAUACGUCGAUCAAGCGCAUACCGAACAUCCCGAACGUACCAGUGUACACGCCGAGCGGCAACGCGGCGGCGGCGGCGGCGGCGACGAUGGAGAACAAGAGCGCUAAGUCUGUCUUACCCGCGUCGACGUCCGCCGGCGCCGCGGUUUCGACGUCGUCGCCGUCAGCACCGGCGUCGUCGGUCCACGUGGCCCAGAGAUUGCCGCCCCUGAGGAGGCAGGGCCAGCCGAUCGGCUACAAGACGCUGCGCGACCCGCCCAAGUCCUGGAAUCCCACGUUGUCGAGGAACAACUACGUGGCGGCGAAGAACCAGGCGAAGGAGAUGCAGAAUCAGAUGCAGACCAUGUCCGAGGGCGCGAAGCAGAUCCCGUCUAAGCCGGCCAAGAUCUUCAAGAUGCGAAACAUGCCGCGGUACCUGGGCAAUCCCGCGUCCGGCGUCAAGCCCAUGUACGGGGUGGCGAACGAGAAGGAGAAGGAGCAGCCGGCGGUGAACGCAAAGGGCGCUACGCUCAGCAUGAUGAAGAUCGACCCCAAGACCCUGUCGCCUAUCGUCUCGACGAUCAGCUCGCCGAUCGUCUCGCCGCCGCUCUACUCGCCGAACGUGCGCGGCUACCAGAACGCCCCGUUCUCGCGCGACAUAUGCCGCAACACCGGCUCGCCCAUCUCGCCACGGAACUCGCCGGUGAAUAUGCUCUCGACCAAUCCGUUCAUACCGUCGCCCACACCGAACACGAAUCCGCGGAUCAUAUACUCCCACUUCCCGCCCCCGUUUCCAGACGUCAGAUUCUCGAAUCCCCUGAUACGGUCGCCCAUCGGCAUGCCGCCUCCCAGUGCCUUCCACAACAGUCUACCUGCGAUCACGAAGCUGUAUCAGCGCCCGAGUUACAUACCGCAGACUACCGGAUACGUGCCGGUGGUCUGUCAGCCGCCGACGGUGCAGAGAAUACCGCCCAGCACGCACUCGUCCUCGCCCAAAUCGCCCAAGGCCUCGUCGCCGAUCUCGUCCGCGUCCUUCAAUCUCGCCAAGGCGGAGUCGCAGCCGCCGAUUACGUCGACGGUGGACAGCGUCGCGCUACUUCUCUCCAAGAGCGUGGCGGUGCCGGUGUCGGUGUCGGUGCCGAUGCCGGUACCGGUGCCCGUGCCGGUACCCGUGCCCGUGUCUGUGUCGCUGCAACGGGAGCUCAACGCGUUCAACUUGUCCAAGACCGGCGGCGUGUCGCCAAGCGCGAGCGCGAACGUCAAAACGUCACCCACGAAAGACACCGACGUCGAGACGCAGCUCGUCAAGCCAAACUCCUCCUCGACGCCGCUGAAUCCGCCGGCGACCGCGACGAGCGUGGAGACAGCCGAGAAUUCGAGCGCGUCGAGCGGCGCCGGUGAACGAAAGCAGGGCAAAGAGACGGAGGGCGUGCGAAAGGCACAGGAGGCCGCGCGGUCUAAGGAAGACGGUACCAAGGCGAAGCUGGCGGAGACCAAGUGUGGCGCCGAGGUCGCCGACAACACCUCGGGCCUGCACGACAAAAGGGAGAAGAGCCAAGCGGCCAAGAUCAACGGCGAUGUCACGACGGAGCAAUUGGCGAGUAAGAAAGCCAAGGACAGCGACGAGACGGCGACGACGGCAGAGACGGCCGAACGAGACGGUCAGGCGGAGCGGUCCUCGUCCAAAGAACGGAACAGCAUCCCGAGGAGCAACGCUCAAGCCAGUGUCAACGACUCGCCGGUGGACGACUCCAAAAGCGCGGAUCUCGGCAAGAGCGGUGAGCAGCUACAGGGUAAUAAAUCUGAAGUACAAAAAAGUAAGGUGGAGACGUGAUCGUGAGACAAGAGGAUCGAUCGUCCCUAGAUGCGAGUCGUGAAAGGUUCUUACUACUGUGUAUUUGCAUUUAAUUCGGCACAGUGCGGCUUGAGUGUAGGACGAAUCCCGUACGAGCUCUUGUACACGGCCCAUGUUCUGAUGUUUACUGCAAGUAAUUGUAACGGACCGUCUACAUUGGAAGUAAGCAGUAAGAAGUAAGAGUACCCAUAAUCUUUACCCUUCGGUGUAAAAGCUAAAAUACAAGCAUAAUUUUGUUUAAAUAUUUGUAGCACUGGCCGGACCAACUGGCCGGCUCUUGGAGCGCUGAGAGUAAGAAGAGCGUCAGAGCUGAAGUAUAGGAGUAAAAUAAUACAAAUGAUUCAUUUCCUUACCUCCUACUCUUACUUCUUACUACCUGUAUUAAGCUAGCAAGUUUUAAGACUCCAUCGCCUCGACGUGAAAACAGUUUAUCCCUCUUCAAAUUAAUAAAUAGCUAGGUGGAUAUUAUGGUAUUCCUUGUCUUUAUGUCAACAACUAAUAGCUCAAUUGACUUUUGUAUCUAUUUGUAUGCUGAUCAAGGCACUGUGUUAUUGAAACGCGUACAUGGAAAUUUUAUUUUUUAAAUAUUAAAAUUAUGACUUGUUAACGAACACCUUUUUGCUCGUAAUAGGUGGUAAACUUAAUUCCUGCCGUUGUUUUCGUCUCCAAAAUUAAUUUGUUUCGAAGGGAAGCUGAAUGAACCUCGUGAAUGAAAGUAAUUUCCUCCACUUUCUACUACUUUUUCCCAUCUCUCCGGCAACAGGGCAAUCCCACGACGGUAGAACGCGAUGUCUUUCGAGGCGAUCCAUUCAUCCACCCAUUUAUGGACUUCUUCGUAACUGGGGAAGUGUGUGUCCGUAAGUGCGUGUUGCAUAUCGACCGGAAGAGUUGGUAAUACGACGGUAUAUUGGCCGUUGACCCCAUACAUUUUAUAAAUUGAUUCAGUUGGGGGUUGUUUGAAGCAGAAGAGAUGAAUAUAUUAACCUUGAGGUUUUUUUUUGGUGGCACAAAUUAGUACAGAUUUAGUCUGUUGCAUGUCUACCUGGGGAUUUUUUAUUUCUUUUUUUUUGGUGGUCUUACUAGCUUAACGUUAAGGUAGUAGCUCCACGGUUUUUUUUUAAUGGCACGGGAUACAAAAUUAUUAUUAGUGGUACAAAUUAGUGCAAAAUGGGUACUAAAUUAUCUGAUGGGUUCGGUUUGGUUUUGCUGGUCCUGCUAGCUUAAUUAAGGGUAGACUUACUUCAUGCAGAUGAUCCUUAACAUUUCCAACUGCACGGUUCAGCGCGCGUGUAUGUAUACAUACUGUACAAAUACGUAUACACACACACAUACGCACUUGGAUAUUUAUUUAAAAAGUGUGCACGCAAUAACCGCGCGCAUUACGAAAAAUGUCAGAAGAUACGCUGGUUAUGAGGCUGGAUGAUAAGUUUUUACAACGUGUGCGUCAUGUAAGGAGCGAAAGGGCACUUAUGACCAUUGUUGAAGAUGUUUCACGGCGUGUUAGGAAUCUGUAUAUAUCUGUAAAUAACGAUCGCGAAAGAUCUAAUUAUUUUCUAUUAUGGAUGAGUUAUUACGACAACUAUGUUGAAUAUAUUAUUUUAUAGGUGUACGUUGAUAUUAUAAUUACGAGGUCGUCUGAAUUUCCGCAUAUCUAACACCGACGUUAAUGUCAACGACGCUGACGAUGUUAAUCCUCCAUUGUUAUUGUACUUGCAUAUAUGUAUGGAUGUGUAUACACGGUGUAUCCCACUUUUAUAUUGCAUACGUCUCUUCUUUUAUUAUUAUUUUUUUCUUUCAAAUCAAUUCCGAACUAAUUUUUCUUUAAUUAUACGUGAUUCUGCUAUUUAACAGAACAAGGAAUAUUAUUCGGCUGGAGCUUUGUUAUUAAACUCUUUGCCACGCGAUCUUUAACAGUUCUAUUGUAUAACAUUGCACAAUAGAUUUGUUAAAAGAUCUUUUAUCAAAAUAUAUGGAAUUAUUUUGUUACACGUGUGUGAAGAAGAGAAGAGCGAAAUAUGUUUUCAAGUGGGACACGGUCUCUACGUCAUUUUUUUUUCUUCGUUACACAUAUUACAUAUUGCAAUAUAGCGAAGCGUAUAUAUAUUUUUCACAGAUACGAAUACAAGUUGUGCACUGAGCACUUGGCAAACAGGUUUAUCAUUAAAGUUAUAUAUUUAAAUCAACUAUAUGAUUUGUAUCUCUUAGCGCAUAUGCUUGCUGUUAAUUUGUUAAUAGCAUUAUAUAUUAAUAACAUAUGGUAUGCGUUCUUGUGCAUAUUAAACGGAUGCAAGUUAUUCCUUAGCGUUAAGUAACAAAAAGUGUUGCAAUCACUUUUUCGAUAAAUAAUGUAAUUAUGGAAGAAAAUGCAUGUUUAUGGAACGUAAACAGGUAUAAUUAUUCAUAGUAGAAAGAGAGUACUCAUACACACGAGCACAUAGAUACGUGUAUAAAAAAGUAUUAAGUAUAGUUGAUCUAAUUAAAUUAAUAAUAAUGUUACCUAAAUUUAAAUUAUA
This is a messenger RNA of Vollenhovia emeryi, 7453 nucleotides long. RefSeq lists its product as uncharacterized. The transcript is spliced from 5 exons. NCBI's taxonomy places the organism in Eukaryota, Metazoa, Arthropoda, Insecta, Hymenoptera, Formicidae. The coding region runs from base 516 to 4919 and encodes 1467 amino acids. Gene Ontology annotation, biological process: negative regulation of transcription by RNA polymerase II. Gene Ontology annotation, molecular function: promoter-specific chromatin binding. Gene Ontology annotation, cellular component: PRC1 complex. The record is from RefSeq and is a predicted model, not a curated record.